Molecule: messenger RNA, 1031 nt
Organism: Arachis ipaensis
Lineage: Eukaryota; Viridiplantae; Streptophyta; Magnoliopsida; Fabales; Fabaceae
Product: transcription factor bHLH35
Biological process (GO): regulation of DNA-templated transcription
Cellular component (GO): nucleus
Molecular function (GO): DNA-binding transcription factor activity; protein dimerization activity; sequence-specific DNA binding
Source: RefSeq, a predicted model, not a curated record
GUGGCACGGUGCUCUUAGUACCACCCAACUUCAAACACAAAUACAACACACAUAAUAUUUUAUGAAACAUAUACAGAAAAGAAACCAAACUGGGGUAUGGAGGACUGUGAGGAUUACAAGAAUUACUGGGAGACCAACAUGUUCCUCCAAACCCAAGAGUUGGACAGCUGGCAAUUGGAUGAGGCUUUCUCCGGCGGCUACUACGAUUCUAGCUCUCCGGACGGCGGAGCUUCAUCGGCGGCAUCUAAGAACAUUGUCUCCGAGAGAAAUAGGAGGAAGAAGCUCAAUGAAAGGCUCUUUGCACUUAGGGCAGUAGUUCCCAACAUCACCAAGAUGGAUAAGGCAUCAAUCAUAAAGGAUGCAAUUGAUUACAUAGAGCACUUGCAUGAACAAGAGAGAAGGAUUCAAGAUGAGAUAAUGGAGCUUGAAUCUGAGAAGCUCAAGAAUCCAAUUAUAGCAGCAGCAGGAGACAAUGAUUUUGAACAGGAUCUUCCCGUUCUUCUCAGAUCUAAGAAGAAGAGACCCGAUAAUCUUCUCUUUGAUACCUCAGCUUCUUCUUCCUCAAGAAAUAACACCAACUAUUUUCCCAUUGAACUCAUUGAUCUGAGGGUAACAUACAAGGGAGAGAAGAUAUUUGUGGUGAGCUUGACAUGCAGCAAAAGAACAGAUACAAUGGUGAAACUGUGUGAGGUCUUUGAAUCUUUAAAGCUCAAGAUCAUCACUGCUAAUAUUACUUCUUUCUCAGGCACACUCUCCGAGACACUCUUUGUUGAGGCAGAUGAAGAAGAAAAAGAUCAUCUGCUGAUAAGGAUCCAAACAGCCAUUGCAGCUCUUAAUGAUCCCCAAAGCCCAAUGAGCAUCUGAUUUGAUGAUGAAUUAAUUAGAGGGUUAAUUAAGUUAUUAUCAUCAUUUCAGAUUAAUUGGAGUGGAAUAAAUACAAGCACUACCUAUAACGAGCUAUUUCAUACACAUUAAAGAUAACUAUUUGGAUAAAUAUUUUUAGAGUAAAGUAUCGUUUUUAUCCCCAACGU